AUGGCACAGCCUACAGCAACCCUCAACAAUAUUUUCGGCGCUCCUGUGGCGACCAAUGCGCCAUCAAACAUGUUCCCCGUGCGAAAUGACCACCCUGUGCCUCGCAAAGGCAUCAGGCAGUCAGCACCAAUUGGGACGAACAAGUUUUACGGCAAUUUCUUCCUUGGCGGCCAGAGCUCUUCGGCUUUUGUACACCCAUACUCUGUGGCUUGGGCGAAGGGUCAGGGAGCCACGUCCAGCUGGGGCAUGUGUGUGUCACACAUUGAGGCCAGCCAGAGAGUGUUUGGUGAUAAGGCUCCAGACACGGGUGCCGCAAAGUACUUCCUCAAUCCCGUCGGCAUCCAGUCCAUAUGUCUUUCGGCUGUUGAGCUUGGAGCUACCACAAUCCUGACGACGGACAAUCUGAAGGCACAAUCCGCAAACAUCAACUUGCAUAAGGAUCCCAACGCACAACCUAUGAUGACCUUCCCUCUCGUGCAGGGCAUGGGAUUUGUCACAGGCAUCUACCAUUCGGGCACGCCCGUCAUCUCUUCGGGUAUCCUUUUCAAGACAGUGACGCGUUCGAACAGGUCGCCCAAGCCCAAUGUGACAAAGUACACAAUCUACCUUGAGGACGGCAAGGUUUGGCACGUCUAUGCUACUGCACAGUCGGGCGACGAUCUGGACCUCAGGGUUAUCAAUAACGGACUUGCCAGAUCCGCGAAGCCGUUCACUGGCUACAUCCAAAUUGCCAAAGAUCCUGGUGGUGCAGAGACGAUGCUUGAUGCAGCUUCCUCCGCGUACCCUGUCGGUGUCACUGUUUCUGGCACCGCAGCCGGCAAGCGUGGCUCCUAUACAUUUACCUUCGAGAAAACUGGCGACCAGAGCACAAAAUUGUUCAUGUACGCUCUGCCCCACCAUCUUGCCAGUUUCAGUCAGACGACACUUCAAGCUGUCCAGAACCAGAUACAGCUUCAAACAACCACGAAGGGCAUGGCAAAGGCCGUCAUUGCAGAUUCCUGGACCUUGGAGGAGCCAAACAUGCCAGUUUCCAUGGACUUUGCCCCAUGGGACCCUGCUUCGGGCCCCAAGAGCACGCUGAGCAACGCAGCAAUCCAAGCUAUUCGGCCCAACGCGAUCAAGGAACUAUCGCAAGACAUGAAUGCCCAGACAAAUCAGGACUCCAUGUACUAUGGAGGAAAGGCCUUGGCCAAAUUUGCCUCCCUUUGCUAUGUGGCAAAUGACUUGCUUAAAGAUCCUGCCACGGCCAAGGCCGGCUUGGACAACCUCAAGACUGCCUUCAGCAGGUUUGCACUUAACAAACAGGUCUUUCCGCUAUACUACGAAAACGCCUGGGGUGGAAUCGUGUCGUCGGCAACAUAUACGACUGGCAACAAUGGAGCCGACUUUGGCAACACCUUCUAUAACGACCACCAUUUCCAUUAUGGCUAUUUCGUGCUCACUGCUGCCAUCAUAGGGUACCUGGACCCAUCAUGGAUGACCAAAACGAAUGUCGAUUUUGUCAACACGCUGGUCCGAGAUAUCGCGAACCCCUCCACCGCGGACAAGUAUUUCCCAGUAUCACGCAAUUUCGACUGGUUUCAUGGACACAGUUGGGCACAUGGUCUCUAUGAGACUGCCGAUGGCAAUGACCAAGAGUCGAGCUCCGAGGACGCGAUGCACGCCUAUGCCAUCAAGAUGUGGGGGAGGACCGUCAAGGAUGCCAACAUGGAAGCCCGGGGAAACCUCAUGCUUGCUGUUUUGUCAAGAUCUCUGAAUAACUAUUACCUCUACACGGCGGACAAUAAGGUGCAGCCGCCGCAAUUUAUUGGAAACAAGGUGGCGGGCAUCCUGUUCGAGAACAAGAUUGACCACACGACAUAUUUUGGCACAAACAUUGAGUAUAUCCAGGGCAUCCACAUGCUGCCGUUGCUGCCUAGCACGAAAUAUACCCGACCGUCGAAUUUCGUUAGCGAGGAAUGGACGGCACUAUUCAACCAGGGCCGGGCCGACAAGAUUGAGGGAGGCUGGCGAGGAAUUCUCUAUGGCAACCUGGCGACUUUUGAUGCCACGACGGCAUGGCAAUUCUUCACGAGGAAAGAUUUCAACCCGAGUUGGCUCGACGGUGGAGCCAGCUUGACAUGGUAUCAGGCAUAUGCGGCUGGUAAGCUGUUUCAAUGA
This is a messenger RNA of Microdochium trichocladiopsis, 2160 nucleotides long. RefSeq names its product family 81 glycosyl hydrolase. Gene Ontology annotation, cellular component: cell surface. Gene Ontology annotation, molecular function: glucan endo-1,3-beta-D-glucosidase activity; endo-1,3(4)-beta-glucanase activity. Lineage: Eukaryota; Fungi; Ascomycota; Sordariomycetes; Xylariales; Microdochiaceae. The transcript has 5 exons. Bases 1 to 2160 code for a protein of 719 amino acids. The record is from RefSeq and is a predicted model, not a curated record.